Molecule: messenger RNA, 2622 nt
Organism: Bipolaris oryzae ATCC 44560
Lineage: Eukaryota; Fungi; Ascomycota; Dothideomycetes; Pleosporales; Pleosporaceae
Exons: 2
Biological process (GO): monoatomic cation transport
Cellular component (GO): membrane
Molecular function (GO): ATP binding; metal ion binding; ATPase-coupled monoatomic cation transmembrane transporter activity
Source: RefSeq, a predicted model, not a curated record
GAAAAAGGCCCCCCUAAAUUCGAGCGCGUCGUCCUCCGAAUCCAUGGCCUCAAGUGCGGUUGCUGUGAAGGAGGACUCUCACGCACUCUUGAUCGCAUUGCGGCUAUCCGAAACUAUCAAGUGAACACAGUUUUGGCUAGAGUGGAGUUUGACUUGGAUGUGAACGUCCUUUGCGCCGACGAUGCCAUUAUGCUGCUGACUACAAAAACGGGAUACAACUUUGAGGAGCAAGUUACAUUCAAUGGACAGGUAUUAGAGGUCAUCAUCACCGACCCUCGGCGCCUGGAGCACGCUGGUCAGCCCAAAGGUAACCCCACAAAUGAAAUUUCAAGCGUUAGAAUACCUCCGACAAAGAUAUACUACGACCCGAUCAAGAUAGGUGCCCGCACUGUGUUUGAGCAUUAUCAGCAGUACGAUCCGGACAUAUGCUUGGCGCCUCUGACCAUAGACCCCGGAAUUGAGCUUGGAGCCAAGCAAACAACUCGAGCUUUGCUAUGGUUUCUUCCUACAUUAGCCCUGACAAUCCCUGUGCUUGUGUUCGCCUGGGCACCCGUUGAUCGCGAUCAGCCGGCUUUUCUCCUGGCAUCCUUAGCUCUUGCAACACUAGUUCAACUUAUCGCUUUCUGGGAGUUUGUUCCAGGCGCUUUACGAUCGCUCUAUCACUCCCACGUUUUGGAGAUGGACUUCCUGAUCGCCUUCAGUACCACUAUGGCGUAUGGUUUCAGCCUAGCGUCCUGGAUUUUCCAAAUUCGGGGAGAGACUUUGGAAACAGGAUCUUUCUUUGAGACAUCAACUCUGUUAGUCACAUUGAUCUUACUGGGUCGUGUGAUCAAUGAAUUUGCGCGUUUUCGAGCUACCAAAUCCGUCUCUUUCCGAUCACUUCAGAUCGAAGAAGCACUUUUGGUGUCACCCUCUGCCAAUGACAUUUGGGCCAAUGUGAAGACCACUCGGAUUGAUUCUCGUCUCUUACAGUACGGCGAUGUUUUCAUCGUUCCUCCUUAUACCAGGGUCGUAACGGACGGAAUUGUCAUUUACGGAGGCUCUAAUGUCGAUGAAUCAAUGAUUACUGGGGAGUUCAAGCCCAAAGCGAAAGGCUUAUCAUCCGAAGUCUUCGCUGGCACGACCAAUCAAGACGGUUCCCUUGUCGUCAGUCUAAGGAAGUUAUCUCAUGAGAACUCCAUACAAAAGAUUGCAACUCUAGUUGAAGAUGCUGAACUGAGCAAACCGAAAGCUCAAGCCCUUGCAGAUCGCGUAGCCGAGUAUUUUGUGCCCGUAAUAGCUCUCAUCGGUCUGUCGGUCUUUCUCUACUGGUUGCUUAUCGACAGGUAUUAUAACAACCACACAUGGAAAAGCGCGGUUCUUACUGCAAUUACCUACGCCAUAGCAACUCUUGUUGUGUCAUGCCCAUGUGCUAUUGGCCUAGCUGUUCCUAUGGUUAUCCUUAUUGCAAGUGGCGUGGCAGCACGGUAUGGUAUCAUUCUCAGAGACCCUCAGAAGCUAGAGAUCGCACGAAAAGUGACACAUGUAGUAUUCGAUAAGACUGGAACGCUUACUAGUGGGAGGUUGGACGUUGUGGGUGUUCCACGAUACCGAAACACUGACAGAACACGCGUGAACGGACUGAUGAUGGGACUUUUGAAAGACAUCAAGCACCCAGUAGCCGUUGGAAUCGUACAUUACCUCACGCAAGACAGGAUCGCCAACAAAUACUACGAACCUCUGGAGGUCAACAACAUUGUCAGCUUUCCUGGGAAAGGAGUGGAAGGCACUUGCGCCAAAACUGGAGCCGUGGUCCGCGCCGGAAAUGCCGAUUGGCUGAAGAUCAGCGUAAUUGGACAUGAAUCAAACACGAGGUGCUACUUUACGAUUGCGGGAGACCUUCAAGCCAGUUUUGAGCUCAAGGAUCGCACUCGCCCUGGAGCGGAAAUGGUUAUUGAAAAGCUUCAUGAUCGAGGUAUCCAAGUACAUAUAGUCAGCGGCGACACUGAGAAUGCAGUGGAUGACGCUGCUAGUGCACUUCAUAUUCACAAAGAGAACAUCAAGUCGCGCUGCAGACCCGAUGGGAAGUGCACAUACAUCAAAGACCUUCAAAGAUCGGGAAAAACUGUCAUGUUUAUAGGCGAUGGCACAAACGACUCUGCUGCACUCAAGCAGGCCGAUAUUGGCGUACAUAUCAGCCAGGGAUCUGACGUCGCCAAAAGUGCUGCGGACAUCAUCCUAAUGACCACCCGUCUACACGACAUCUUGAUAUUGCUGGACAUUUCCGAUGCUGCAUACCGACGCAUUGUCGCCAACUUCACUUGGUCCGGCGUAUACAACACUGUUGCAAUCGCGCUUGCAGCUGGUAUUUUUGCUCAAAUAGGCCGUCAGAUCAGAAUCGAGCCGCAAUGGGCUGGGUUGGGUGAGCUCUUUAGCGUGCUGCCGGUACUCUUGAUUGCAUUUCAGAUGCAGUGGCGUGACUAUGGGAGUAUUUACCGGUUGAUUGAGAACGAUUAUCAAAAAUUUGAAGCGCCCAAACGUGAGCGCGUCGUUCGAACUCGCCAAAGCUCUUCAAUGAAUAGCGCAGAGUGUUGCGAGAUUUCAUCGUCCAAGUUGGCGAAGAUCGAUGCUGUGACGAGGUAA